This is a messenger RNA of Mesorhabditis spiculigera, 1827 nucleotides long. The record is from the annotation of a GenBank genome assembly. Lineage: Eukaryota; Metazoa; Nematoda; Chromadorea; Rhabditida; Rhabditidae.
AUGGUCAAGCCGUUUGUUGCAUGGUUGUUAGCUAUUCGUUCUUUCCCGGUCAAGGGACUCUCUUUGCCUUAUCUUGUUGCUGAAUAUACAAACAAUGAAACCUUGGGGUCAAAUGCGACCGUGCGUGCUGUACACGAUUUGUUCGCAUCAUGUCCGCUCAAGAUUUACGAUCCUUUCCAUAAAGACAUUGGAGGCACGAUUAAGCUGAAGGACCCGUUAUCGGGUUGCCAAAAGACUCGUUUCCACAUGACAAUAUUGGAGAACGGGGUCAUUACGAUGAACAGCUUCGCUACUGAGGCCGAAUGGUGCCGCUUCAGGUGCCAUCAUUACCUGACGCCGAUGCGGCAUCAAGCCGGACCCUGGACAAAACUCCGGAAAGGGCAGACGAAACCGAUAGUGUGCGACUUUGUCCGCACCGAGUGCUUCGACGCCCGCAACAUCUCCAUCGAGCAGAAUAUCCACAUGAACAUUGCAGAGCACCAAAAUAGGACAUUGCCAUCAAGGGAACCCCCGCAGCCGGGCAACUUGCAACCCGAUAUUCAUGUCAUUGUGUUGGAUUCCGUGUCCUCAACGCAAGCAAGGAGAUCACUGCCCCGGACCCUCAGCUACUUGGAAAAUGAGCUUGAGGCAGUCCGGUUCAAUCAUUUGAACAAAGUCGGAGACAACAGCAUGCCGAAUGGGUUCGCUUUUUUGCUAGGGUGGCGCAUCGUGGAAUCGAUGAGAUCGGUGGUCGGGGCUGAUGACCUGCAACCCGACCAUCCUCUGAAGAAUAUUUGCCAGGAGUAUCGCGACGAUGAUCCCGUCAUUUUCCGCGAAUUCGAAGCGCUAGGCUUUCAACACCCGGAAGCUAAUCAUAUUUUCCGCCCGAUGGUGACUAGUUGGAAGACGGACUACACAUUGAGAGCGACGAUGACGCAGAAAACUUGUUUCGAGAUGCACAUUGCUCAACUCGAUUAUCACAAAAAGUUCUUGCGUGCAUAUAAAGGCAUCCCAAAGUUUGGAUUGACUUGGAUUGGUGCCCUUGUGCACGAUGAUGCAAAUAUGCUCUUCCAUACCGAUGAGCAUUUUGAGGAUUUCUUUAAAUCGAACAGGGACUAUUUGAAGAACUCAUUUGUGUUUUUCAUGGCCGACCACGGGAUGAGAAUCGGAGCGACGGUAACCACCGACCUGGGAAGACGGGAGAUUAACAACCCGAUGUUGCACAUCGUUGUCCCGGAAUGGAUGCGCAAAAACGAUGAGGUGCAACAAAACCUGGCCAGCAAUGCGAAUAUGCUGCUAACGCCCUUUGAUGUGCAUGCGACAUUUUUGGACAUUUUUGAGGAAGUGAAGCGUGGUAACUUUACGAACUUCUCGCCGAAGGAAGUGAUACCGGCCGAAUUCAACGCCAACAACGGCUCAUCGUUGCUGCGACAAUCGCGGCGGUUCGCCGAGCGGAAUUGUCGAAAUAUUCCGACGGAUGCCGGCUAUUGCUUGUGCGAAUAUUCACAAAAGGCGGUGAAUAAACCGGCAUUGGCGGAUGGUAUGGCACAGCUUGGUGUCGACGAAAUUAAUGGGAUUGUGGAGGAAGCCGGCGUCGCAUCUCGAUGCACUACGCUGAAACUGGGAUCCGAGCGCACAUUGAAAGCGUAUGUUCCCGAAACACAUACACGGCUGUACGAAAUCGUUUUUCAGACGCUGCCCGACCACGGCAAAUUUAAGAUGAUGGUGCGAAUCGGUGAAGGCGGCUUGUUACAACGUGUCUCACAAAUAUCUCGCCUGAACGCCUACGGGAACCGCAGAUGCGUCGCCGACUCACACCCGCAAUUGCGAAUCUACUGCCACUGCAAA